CGCUGACAAGUGUGUACUAGUACUAGUAGUGACCAUCGUUGAGCGUGUAUACUAUACAUACACGGACCAAUUUUCGUUCGUCUUUUUUAUUCAGCUUGCCUUAAAGCAAUUCACCACCACCAUUCGUAGUGCUCGGUAGUGCUACGAGGGGUACAUUUUUAGUGGGCUAAUUUCGGUCAUGACCACUGUUAGCACGACCCGGACCAUUUGAGAGAUCUGGUUCGAGGCCUGUGAGGUUUAGUAAACCGGAUAUCCUGAUCGAAUCGUCGAGAUCAACAAAGGUGUCUCCAAAAGAUUGACACCAUUAAGGAGAUCGACAGAGUUUCUCUUAGACGCGAUUCGUCUUCACCAUGGUUGAAUAACAUACGUGCGGGAUCCCUUCUCUCUUGGAGCCGUGUUGAUCAAGAUGAUUGGACGCCUUCCUGAAGCUCCUUGUCCUCGUCAUUCCAAAGACGCCUGGUGUUUUUUUUUUGUCUUAGUCUAGGAUCAAAUAUGAUGGUGACAUUACGGGAUCAGCUUGGACGUGACUAACAGAUGAGCCCAUCGAAAUUUGGCUGAUUGGCUUCCUUGGGAACUGGAGUGAACUCGAGGUGUCAAUUGUCAAAACAGAUCGAAUGAACUCAUAUCGAAUGCGACGAGGUGCUUGAUCAGCAUUAUUAAGUCUCAUUGAGGAAGUGAAAGAACCCUCGAGUGGCACUUUCAUUCAGUGGUCAAGAAGCUCGGCCACAAAGGCUACCAUUCCAUCGUGGAGGUGCAUUAAAGUGAGUGUGAAUAUGCCUCGACUCUAUAGGCCUUCUUCCCCAGAUUAGUGAAGCCAGAUCGAUUGGGAAUCAUGACCGUCUCGUACACGGCGGAUGUCGCCAAUGCCAGUUCCUUCGGGUGCUUCACCAAAAUCCUAUUUCGGUGGAAAGGCUCGGUGUAUAAAUUGAUCUUGCGAGAGCUCUCGGCCUACAUAUUUGUGUAUUUCAUUGUCAAUAUCAUCUACCGAACGAUCUUAUGUCAGCCGGGCAACGAGUACUAUCGGCACUUUUUCGAGGGCCUCAAGAAGUAUUGCUCCAUUCACAUCUCAUCCAUUCCGAUGACAUUUGGACUCGGUUUCUAUGUGUCACUGAUCGUGAAACGAUGGUGGGACCAAUACUCGUUGCUGCCAUGGCCAGACUCGUUGGGUCUUUUCGUGGUGGGUUUAUUGGUGGGCUCAGAGGAGCGACCGAGAAUGAUGCGGAGAAACAUCAUGCGAUACACUCUCCUGGCCUAUGUCAUUAACCUCAGGCGAGUCAGUUUGAGAGUUUACAAGCGAUUCCCCACUCUUGAGCAUGUCGUGGACUCCGGACUCAUGCGACCAGACGAGCUCAAAAUCUUCGAGGGGCUCAAUGAGAAGUGUACUUUCUCAAAAUGGUGGAUGCCUCUGGUUUGGGCCACGAACAUCGUGAGCCAGGCUCGGCAAGAGACGCUCAUCAAAAGUGAUCCUGCAGUUCAGACUAUCCUCGGGGAAAUCUCUCGUAUCCGAAGGGGUCUCACCGGUGUGACCCACUAUGAUACAAUCUCUGUUCCUUUGGUCUACACCCAAGUGGUCACACUGGCCGUGUACUCGUAUUUUGGCGCAGAACUCUUUGGGGCCCAAUGGGUGACCCCGGCGAAUCCUGAGGACUACAAUGACAUUUACAAUCUGCCGGUUUUCCAUGUCACAAACAAUAUCAACAUUGAUGAUAGCAUUCCCAAAGGCGAAACCUAUCAAGCUUUGGAUUUGUAUGUACCCUUGUUUCUCAUUCUGAAGUUCAUGUUUUAUGUCGGGUGGCUGAAGGUUGCCGAGACUUUGAUCAACCCGUUUGGAGAAGAUGACGAUGACUUCGAGCUCAAUUACCUCAUUGAUAGGCACACACAAGUCUCUUACAUGAUCGUGGAUGAGACCCAGACGAUUCAUCCCGAAUUGCUGAAAGACAUGUAUUUCAAUGAUCCUCUGCCUCCCACUUUACCUUACACCAAAGAGACCGAGCAUUUCAGAAAAGAGGAGCCCAAGGGCAGCGCCGAAGUGAAGGAGGAAGCAGACAGUAGCUCCAUGCUUUAUUACAAACUCGAUUUCUUGCAUCGCAAUCCGAGCAAGCGAAAGUCGUCCCGAAAACCUGUUGAGGAGACCUUAAGUUCAGAAUAUGAGAGCAUUGAUCCUCGACUCUUUGGCAAUUGGUUCCGAUCCAAAAGAGGACGAUCCAUGAUCCGACACUCAGGGCGUUCAAAUUCGAGCACAUCGGUCAUCAACGGGCCCACCUCAAGACGAAAGGUAUCGGCGGAAAGUGUGAGGUCUUCCAAGUCCUUCAACAAGUCUAAUCGUUCCAUAUAUGCUAAAAUGUUUGGACCACGGUUUAGCUCAAGACGUGGGACGAACUUGGUAGAGAACGAAGAGCCUAGUGGCAAAACUAACACAAUAACUAUUGAAGACGAACAGGCUCAAAGAAAGAAAAGUGCUGUCAGUACAAUCUCAAGCCAAACUUUGUACGGUAAAUUGGAGAAUCUAAAGAUUGAGGAGGAAGACGAGGACGAAGAGGAGAGAAGAAUUGGUGAAUUGGGACAGACCGCACGUAGCUUUAAUUCGGAUCGAAUGAGGCAGCUCCGCCAACUGUCUACCAUCUCAGAAGGGGAAGGUAACACCCCUUGCUCCACCAAUCCAGCGAGCCGUCGAAACUCAAUGCUAGUCGAGGGCGGUAUGUUGCCCGAUUCGCCCAUCAUGGACCCCAAGUUCAAAAUCCAACUUAUGCCCAUUGAGGGAGGUAAGAGCGAUUACGGUAGCAGCUCAUACUAUCCCAUCGGUAGCGAGGCAUCCCACCGUGCAGCCAGUCCCAAGUUUGGCCACGAUGACGCACCCAAUUACGAACCGAUCCUUUUCACUAACUCCCCAAAGGUCAACCACAUCCCGGGCCCCAGUCCCAAGCCACCUCACCUGCCUGCCCCGAACGGUAGUCCGAAAUCCGAGGGACGGUUGGGACGAAACGCCACAACCAAACCCAUCAGUCCGUUGGUGAACUCGCAAAAUUGUGCCAUUCCUGCUAAUCCCGUUCAGGGUGGCCAUACUUUAGAGGUCCGACCAAAUGCAGAAGAACCAUUGAGUCCAGCGCUACCGAAAAGAAAAGCCGUUAUGUCACUACGAAAAGUGACCAAGGAUAAAACGCCGGAAGGCUCCCCAACCGGGACCCACAAGGAAGGCCCAGCCCCGAAUAUUGUGGUGACCCCGGCUAGCGAAGGCCGCGUGUCUCCGGAAUAUUUCGGAAACGACACUGAAACCACCAGCGAAAGUAUUUCCACCGAUAAAGAAGAAGAUGACGCUUUUUCUGCCUUCGAUAGCGCCACAUUUUACGUAUGAAUCUUUACGAUAACGAAUUUCCAGAAAUACACACGUCUAAAUCAAUAAAUAAGAAAACGAAAAUAGGAUCUUUACUUGUGGUGGGCAUCUUUUACUCGAAAAACACUCUUCACACAACAAAACAAAAAUGGCAAUCUAGUGAUAAAUCCGUAAUGCAUGAUAGUUAGAAUAGUCCGGGGGAGGUAGACCCUCAGAUCCGAUUCAAACGUAGAUCCCCAC
This is a messenger RNA of Tigriopus californicus, 3571 nucleotides long. RefSeq names its product bestrophin homolog 24-like. Gene Ontology annotation, molecular function: chloride channel activity. NCBI's taxonomy places the organism in Eukaryota, Metazoa, Arthropoda, Copepoda, Harpacticoida, Harpacticidae. The transcript is spliced from 3 exons. Bases 833 to 3352 code for a protein of 839 amino acids. The record is from RefSeq and is a predicted model, not a curated record.